Ceraceosorus bombacis is the source of this 2637-nucleotide messenger RNA. Lineage: Eukaryota; Fungi; Basidiomycota; Exobasidiomycetes; Ceraceosorales; Ceraceosoraceae. The record is from the annotation of a GenBank genome assembly.
AUGCCUCCUGCUCGUCAAGCAGCCCAGAAAGCCCGCUCGCUUUUUGCAGCUCCUGCGGAUUCGCAAGAAGAGAGCGGAUGGACGAGCGAAGAGAGAGAUUCGAGCAGUUUCGCAUCCAGCAGCAGCAGCAGCGUAUCGAUCCAGUCGGAGGCGAGCGAGAUGGUCAGCGAGGAUAAAUUGGAGAGAUUGAAGAAGAGGCGCAGAGUGGAUGCUGAUGUUGCGCACGCAUCGCCUCGGAAGAGCAAUCGCGCUGAGCGUGCCACGAUGCAGGGAUCCUGUUCGCGGGCGACUGAGCUGGCUAGGCAUCACUGCACAUCCUAUCACACUGCUCUGUUGCUCUCGCAAGCCGCACUGUGCUCUGCGAAAGAAAUCGCUCCACCAUCACACGGUAUCGAAGACGACUACGUGGCUAGCGCGAAGACGCUGGGAGCUCAGACGAGGCAAGCGCUACUGGAUUGGUACGAAGGAGUCAGCGCUGCGCGCAAAAUGCCGUGGAGAAGACCAUUCAUAGAUCCGGCAUUGUAUGUGGGCAAAGAGUCGGAGCUGAGGGAACUACUGAAAAGGAGAUCUUAUGAGGUUUUGAUUUCUGAAAUCAGUGAGUUUGCAGGGAUCAGACGAUUCGUGCUGUGACGGUGUCGGAUCCGCAAAAGUGCACUGCUCGCUUGGUCGCAUCUCGUCCGACGCCUCUGCCUCACAUUCACCAUCUGCCUCAUAUUCGUCGUCAACGAAUUGCAGUGCUGCAGCAGACCAGAGUGGAGACGGUCAUACCAUACUAUAAUCGAUGGCUGAGCAAGUGGCCAGGCAUCUCUGCGCUAGCUUCAGCCAGUCCUGAAGAAGUCUUGUCCAUGUGGAAAGGUCUAGGCUACUACUCUCGCGCCACUCGUCUCCAAAAAGCAGCUCAAUUGGUCCUUUCACACCCUACCUAUGAUGGUCUCUUGCCUUCUUCCAUGGAAGAGCUUUGCAAAGAUGUGCCGGGUGUUGGACCUUAUACUGCCGGAGCGAUAUCUUGUAUCGUCUUUGGUCAACCUGCACCCAUGAUGGAUGGAAACGCUUACCGCGUCUAUUCUCGUCAGAUGGGAUUGUACGCCGACAUGAGCAGCAAAAAGGUGCUCAAUGUGUUGGAGAGGGAAGCGAGAGCAUGUGUAGAGGCUGUGGCGAAGAGGGACACGAACGGCAAGACUCUGCCUAGCAAGAGCUGCGGGGAUUGGGGUCAGGCCAUCAUGGAACUGGGGGCGUGAGUGAUGGAGUUUGAUUUGGCACGAGUUGCUCUUUCGUCUUGCUACUCUGACCUCCCUGCAUCACCUUUCACAACCUUUUGCGGGCGUUCAGUACCAUUUGCACUCCCCUCAGACCUGACUGUCAGAGAUGUCCGAUUCGUCCUACGUGUCGAGCUUACGCCGAGGUACGUCGAAGCCAGCGGUCACUGCUAUGUCGCAAGACUUUCACGCCAGCUGACAUCACAGAAUCUUGAUCACAGGGAAGCACACUGGCUGCUGUCGCGCUUCGUCCAAACGACGAAACACACCGCUCCGUUGCGCGUUUUCUACACUCGUCUCCCGCAGUGUCGGAGGAGACAGACAUUGAAGAUUUGUGCACCCUGUGCGACCCGAUUGAAGAGGUAGUCUCCUCGCUGCCAAAGCGUCAGGGAGUCAUGAAAGCCUCGAGCGGCUCAGCGCAGGAGAAAGCCGCGACGAACAAGGUCCAGAGCACGCUCAACUUUGGUCGAGCUAGAACCGUCUCGAAUUUGCAACAAAGCCAACAUGUCAAGCCGGAGGGCACAGGCUCAAAUGCCGACGAUCAAAUUUCACAGCAGGCUGUGGACAUUGUCCGAGCUCACGUGCAGCGCUUUCCAAAAAAGGUGGUCAAGAAAGCGCCGAGGGAAGAGGCUUGUCUGGUGCUUGUGAUUCGAUCAAGCGAGGGAAAGGUUUUGAUCGAGCAGAGAGCAGAGAAGGGUGAGUGUGCAGUAGGAGAAGUACGGCUUGCCUAUCGAAGGCUCCGGCACAUUCGAAAACAGCGCUGCAGGGCACCGAGGCUUAUCCCAGCUUUGUGGUGGGUUACCUGUGAUCAGGCCUCUUGGCCGGCCUGUGGCAAUUCCCAGCAUCAUCCUUGCAAGGCGAAGCAAAGGACAAGAUUGAAGCUGUUGAAAUGCACAAGAGGACCACGGCCGACAAGAAGCAGACGAUCGUGCACGCUCAGAGCACUCCCCUGACAGAGCGCUCGGCGAUCUCGUCCAAGCAGGCGAUGGAAGCCGAAGCUGAGAGGCUUGCAUCUGCCCUCCUUCCCAAGAGCCUCGACUUCAAGGUCGCACGCCUGAAAGCUCGGGGGAAAAUCACCCACCUCUUCUCGCACAUCAAGUUGCACAUGCACGUCUACGAGCUGACUCUUCCCACCUCUAUUUCUCAAUCUUCGUUGCAUGCAGCCGCGUCUCGAUGCGCUCCAAAUGGGACUGCUGAGCGACAAGAACAUAGCAGGGAGAGCGCACCUUCGGUAUACGGUGCUGGGCCUUUGCCCAAGAGGGCGUGGGUCUCCAUCGACGAAUUGUCGCACUGCAGCUUGUCUACGGGCAACGUCAGAUGCUGGGAGCUCUCGUCCUUUGCUCAAUCUGCUGGUGCGCCCGGCAAGCGGAUAAAAAGAUGA